This is a messenger RNA of Paramecium octaurelia, 1210 nucleotides long. Lineage: Eukaryota; Ciliophora; Oligohymenophorea; Peniculida; Parameciidae. The record is from the annotation of a GenBank genome assembly.
AUGAUUUGCCACAAAAAAUAUCUAAUUUUUAAAGAAUCCUACACUGUCGAAUUACGUUCCAAUGAAGUUGUCUUAUAAAAUGUAUUGUAUUUUGAAAUUUUAAGAUUAAAAAUCAGAUUUCGAAUAUUCUAAAUUUGCAAGAUAACUCUGUAGUGGACUGGAAACUAGAUAAAAAGAAUAGCAGAAUUAUUGGCUUUGGUAUUCAGAUUGAUAGUCAAUGGGAAUACUUCUACAUGGAUCAAUAGAAUUUAUCUUUACUUAAGUAAUUUCUUGAUGGAAAGGUGCAAUAUCACAAUAUUUUUAAAUUAUAUCAACUAAUUGGCUUCCUUGGUUCAGGAGCAUUUGGAACUGUAUAAUAUAACAUAUAAAUAAGGUUUUUAAAUGCUAAUCCAAAUAUGAUGGGAAACUGGUGGCUUGCAAAUCAAUUAAGAAGUGUAGAAAGUACGAUGAUAAAGUAUGAGAAUUUUCUAUUAUUGAGGACUUUUUGAAUGAAGUAUUCUGUAUGCAGAAUCUCAAACAUCCAAAUAUGGUGCAGCUUAAGGAAUAUUAUGUGGAGUAAAAGCACUUUUACAUUUUAAUGGAACUUGUUGAAGGGAACACGUUGAGAAAUCUUAUAAAACAGAAUUCGUUAGAUGAGAACGAGAAGCUGAUUAUUGUCUAAGUAUAAUUUCUAAUGAGUUAGUAACUUCUAUCACUCGUUAAUUAUUUUCAUUAAGAAGGAUUUAUCUAUAGAGAUUUUAAACCAUAGAAUGUAGUUUUCUUUUAAAAUAAUAUUGGGAAGUUGAAGCUGAUAGAUUUUGGACUUACAAUCUCCAUAAAUGAUGAAGUUUGCAAUAAGGAUUAAUUGUGUGGUACACCAGGAUAUAUGGCUCCAGAAGUUUUUGAAAGGAGCCAUAAUUACAAUCUUAAAUCUGAUAUAUUUAGUUUAGGAGUUAUGAUUUACGAAUUGUAAUCAUUUAUUUAGACAAAUAGGUUUUCUGGAGAAUAUUUAAUAUAAAGUCUCGAUCCCGAAGAAUUGCUAAAUACGAAUAAGAUAUUCAAAUUUAACAAGGAGAUCCUAUCAGCAAUUAAGAACCAAACAAUCUAGAGAUUAUUGUAAGGGAUGUUGCAAGAGGAUCCUUCUUUGAGAAUCAGCAGUAGGGAAGCCGUGGAGAUAUUUAAACAAGUGAAUUGGAGUUGCGAUGAAUUUUUGACUACUAACGCAGAUUGA